Coturnix japonica (Japanese quail) is the source of this 2292-nucleotide messenger RNA. It is a transcript of the gene SERINC4, whose product is annotated as serine incorporator 4. Lineage: Eukaryota; Metazoa; Chordata; Aves; Galliformes; Phasianidae. Gene Ontology annotation, cellular component: membrane. The record is from RefSeq and is a predicted model, not a curated record.
UGUGUAACGCAAACCCGUGUGUUAACGCACCGUGUGCAAUGAAUGCACCGUGUGUAACGCACCGUGUGUAACGCACCGCCCCAUGGGCCGCGUGUUCCCGCAGCCGCUGCACGAGGAGCCGCCGUUCAGCUCCGUUCAGCUCCGUUCAGUUCCGUUCAGCUCCGUUCAGUUCCGUUCAGCUCCGUUCAGCUCCGUUCAGCUCCGUUUCCGUUCCCCCCACGGGCCCCCCAGGACGCGGCUCCGCGCUUCGGGCCGCACCGGGCGACGCGGCAGCGCCCACGGGCGGGGGGUGACCCGUGUGAGCAGCGAGCAGCUGGCGGGGCGGGUCACAGCGCAAUCCCUUAAUCCCAUCGGGACCAGAUGAGCCUGGACGGGUCAUGGCGGGCACGAGGGCGCGCGGCGUCCUGCGCUCAGUGCUGGGCCAGCUGGGCUGCGGCUGCGGCCCCGGCCGGGGACUGCGCGCCUCCACCGGCACCCGCGUCCUCUACACCCUGCUGCACGUCCUGGCCUCCGCCGUGUGCUGCAUCAUGCUGUCCCGAACUGCGGCACGGGCCGUCAGGGAGAAGAUGCCGUUCUCGGGGUUGCUGUGCCAACACCUGCCCGGUGGCACGGACUGUGCGCAGCUCGUGGGCUCCUCGGCCGUCUACCGGGUCUGCUUCGGCACCGCCUGCUUCCACCUGGCGCAGGCUGCCCUGCUCCUCAACGUGCGCUCCAGCGCUGACUGCCGCGCUCAGAUCCACAACGGGUUCUGGCUCCUGAAGCUGCUGGUGCUGGUGGGUCUCUGCGCCGCCAGCUUCUUCCUCCCUGAGGACAGCUUCAUCCAAGCGUGGCACUAUACAGGCGUCUGCGGUGGCUUUGCCUUCAUCCUCAUCCAGCUGGUGCUGAUCACCGCCUUUGCUCACACCUGGAACAAGAACUGGCUGACGGGCGCAGCGCAGGACAAGCGCUGGUACCUGGCUGUGCUGCUGGCCACCACCGCCUUCUACACCCUCGCCUCCGCUGCCUUCUCCUUCCUCUACAAGUACUACACCCACCCGGCCGCCUGCCAGCUCAACAAGGUGCUGCUCACUGUCAACGGCAGCCUAUGCGGCAUCAUGUCCUUCAUCUCCAUCACCCCCUGUGUGCGGCUCAAACAGCCACGGUCAGGGCUGCUACAGUCCUCGAUCAUCAGCUGCUAUGUGAUGUACCUCACCUUCUCUGCACUGUCCAGCCGUCCUCCAGAGAGAGUGCUCUACAAGGGGCAGAACCUCACCGUCUGCUUCCCGGGCAUCCAGCAGGACGAGCUGCAAACAGAGGACACCACAGUUGCCAUCCUAGGAGCUGCCAUCAUGUAUGCCUGCGUGCUCUUCGCAUGUAACGAAGCUUCCUAUCUUGCUGAGGUCUUUGGGCCCCUCUGGAUGGUCAAAGUCUACAGCUUUGAGUUUAAAAAACCCUCUUGUUGCUUCUGCUGCCCAGAGAAGAUGGAGGAGGAGCUGAGAGGUGCUGCUCAGGAACAGACAUGUGAGCAAGAGGAGGAGCCUGCAGGAGGACAAUGCGUUUUCCAGGAUGAGCGAGACCGUGUGGUCUACAGCUACUCUGCCUUCCACUUUGUCUUCUUCCUCGCCUCGCUUUAUGUCAUGAUGACCCUCACCAACUGGUUCAGCUACGAGAGUGCAGUGCUGGAGACCACCUUCACACAUGGCAGCUGGUCGACGUUCUGGGUGAAGGUGGCCUCGUGCUGGGCCUGUGUCCUGCUCUACCUGUGGCUGCUGCUGAGCCCUCUCUGCCUCCGUGGCUCCCCACAGCACCGUCGGAACAGCCCUGCCUUGCGCAUUGUGCGGCGCCGACGUGCCCCACACCGCAUCAGUGUCUCCACGUAGUCCCUGCCGGGAUGGACUGUGCUUGGCCCCGUGCAUGGCCCUUGCCGUGCCACGUGUCUGGGUCCUGGCCUCACGGGUCCCUCGACUGCUCCUCACCCCAUGGCUGAGGAGAAGAUGUCACCUGAGCACAGGGGGAGGACCCGGGAGGCAGCAGCUCUGCUGCACCAGCUCCAGGGACACGACCUGCACUGAGCUGAAGCCAACACGGGGCGAUCCCGAGCCUGCCCAGGUGGCAGCUGCUCAGCUUCAGCUUCAGCUGCUGCUGCGCCCCCCUCCAGGCACGGGGGCAGCUCCUGCCCGGCUGCCCCCCUGCUGCCGUGGCCCGAGGCCCGCGGCGAGCAGCGCUCUGGUCUGUCUGCAGUGUCAGCUGAGCUGCCCGGCACUGCGGGUACUGUAAAUAGCUCCAUAAAUAUUUCUUUUUUAACACAAAUCA